UUACUCCGAGAAGGCACGGGGUACUUCAAUUUUUGGGGGGGUUAAACCCUAUUUUGUGCUUUUUUCCCCCUUUUGUUGCAAGGUUUAAACCAACAAAUGGAACUAGAAUGUUACUUUUAAAGUCAGUUUAAUGCUGAUAUUUGCUUAAACUGUCAUUCUUUUACUCGCGGACCAUUUUUGGGGAUUUUUACGCAGCGUAAAACCUGUUCCCUGUAAUUGGAUAAGCGAUUUUAACAGCCAGAGAAGAAUCGAGAGGAGCAAAGAUUCUUAAGGAUUGAAGUGAUCGGAUGACAAAUGCGGCUUUGUGGUGGAGCAGCGCUCUGAUAUCAGUCGCAGCGGCACCAUCAGAAGUAAAAAGUUGGAGAGAAACGCGCAAAUUAAGGAAGGCAAACUGAUGCGCUCGGGAAGGGAUGCCAGCCAGGCGUGGCUUCUAUCUGAAUAUCCAAUGUGAGAAUGCGUGGGGAGUUUGUAUAUAAUAGCCUCUUUCCCUUUGAUGACCGCAGAUAUCAAACUCAUGAUUGCACCAGAGGACUAUCAAUAAACUGAGAGUACUUUUUUUCUUGUGGAGGGGCACGGCGCGCACCGGGACGUGUUUGGCGUGCAUGGACCGGACUUGUGUGAACUUUUGUCCUCGCGCAGCUCUCUCCGUGUACAUGUGAAAAUGCCCGUGCUGAAUCUGACAGCUGUGCACACCAUGGCAGAGGUCGGGACGUUUGUGGGGACGCUCGACUUGGAUUUACAGAGCUUCCCUGCGCUGGGGAGCGUGCCCCUGGUGGAGUCUCCGGCGGGGCUGGACGAGCGGCUGGGGCAGAUUGAAGGCAGACUGCAGCGGGGGUCGCCCACUGAUUUUGGGCACCUCAAGGGGAUCCUGAGGCGCCGGCAGCUCUACUGCAGAACCGGCUUCCAGCUGGAAAUAUUACCCAACGGCACCGUGUACGGGACCAGGCAGGACCACAGCAGAUUUGGUAUCUUGGAGUUCAUCAGCCUGGCAGUGGGCCUGGUCAGCAUCCGAGGGGUGGACGCUGGACUAUACCUCUGCAUGAAUGAGAAAGGAGAGCUCUAUGGGUCGAAGAAGCGGACCGCAGAAUGCGUUUUCCGGGAGCAGUUUGAGGAGAACUGGUACAACACCUACGCUUCCAACCAGUACAAGCACACGGACUCGGAGCGCCUCUACUAUGUGGCUCUAAACAAAGACGGCUCCCCCAGAGAGGGUACCAGGACUAAAAAACACCAAAAACUAACCCACUUCUUACCCAGGGCGGUGGAGAUCGAAAGGAUUCCACAGGCGUACCGGGAUGUCUUUCAGUAUAGGUGACCAGUGCUUUCAAACUGGCUCCAUUAAGGACUAAAGAGGAGUAGCUCUGGAUAUUUUGGACUUGGUGGAGUCCUCUUCUCUCUCCUGGAGGUGCAUUAACAUAAACCCUGCGCCUGCUCCCGGAUGUGUCUGGGAUUUCUUUUUUCGGCGGUGGACUUCCGGCGCUCACUUCUGAAGGGCACUUUUGCAGGAAAGAGUUUUGUGGGCUCAAUCAGGGAGUCAUUAACCCAUGAUUUUUUUAUUUAGAUACUGAGGUGACAGUUAUCUGAAACGCUGAGACUUUUGUGGUCAAAGAAAAUGAACCCCAUUCAUCGCGCUCAAAUGAGGAAUCAAGGAAAGUUCGAAAACGAGAGUUUGCUCGGGAUGAAAGCACUUCCCCGACAGAAUAACUGAUAAGUUCUGUUGACAGAUGGUGACUUGUAAUGUUCGUAGUGUCAGGAACAUUAUAAAAAAAAAAGAAAAAAA
Oryzias melastigma (Indian medaka) is the source of this 1780-nucleotide messenger RNA. RefSeq names its product fibroblast growth factor 16 (gene fgf16). The transcript is spliced from 3 exons. Gene Ontology annotation, biological process: positive regulation of gene expression; positive regulation of protein phosphorylation; positive regulation of endothelial cell chemotaxis to fibroblast growth factor. Lineage: Eukaryota; Metazoa; Chordata; Actinopteri; Beloniformes; Adrianichthyidae. The coding region runs from base 662 to 1315 and encodes 217 amino acids. Gene Ontology annotation, cellular component: cytoplasm. Gene Ontology annotation, molecular function: growth factor activity; fibroblast growth factor receptor binding. The record is from RefSeq and is a predicted model, not a curated record.